AAAUGCUCCAUGGCUAAGAAGAGAAAAGCUGAAGAACAGAUUUCAGGAGUUCCAGUCAAUAAAAGGAAGUCCCUGUUAAUGAAACCCCGUCACUACAGUCCCACUGUGGAAUGCAGAGAAGAAAAUGAGGACAGAACAGAGUUGCAGGAGGACGUCAAUGUCCUCGAAACAAAUGACACGCCUGCUACAGAAGAAAAUACUACAAAAUCACCUGAUGAAACCUCUCAUUCAGGUGGGCAAGAAAACUCCAGUCAAACGAAGGACAACUACACCCGCUACCAGGACCUCGUGGUCAAAUCUUUAAUGAACAUAGGAAAACUAGCAAAAGAUGCACCAGUUCAAAUGGUGACUGAGAACCUAAAUGACAGUGGCAUCCAGUCCUUAAAGACAGAAAGUGAUGAUGUUGAUGAAUGUUACACAAUUAACUCAUCGGAAGGAAAAGAAAAGAUUUGUGUUUCCGACCCACAAUACUGUUCAUCUGAAGACAAUGAAAGUAGCUCUGAAAUUUUGGACAAUGAAUGGGACAGUUCCUCGAACUUCUCAGAAGACACUAGCAUAAAGCCCCAUGUAACUCAGAGAUAUAUUGCAGGGUGUAACCGACAAGACAUUCUGGAAGUUCCAGAAAUUAAGACUGAAGAAGCAGAAUUUCGCCCCUGUGAAACAGUUUGUGACUCAGAAACAGAGCUAAGAGAAUUGCAGGAAUCUCAUGUUGAUCCUUUUGACAAGAGAAUUCAGAAUCCAUUCCCUGAAAGCGAGGAAGAUGAUGAGUGCCUAUCAGAAACUACAGACGUGUCAGUUGACCUGGACAAAACAAAAGGGAAUUUGAGUUUGCUAGAACAAGCGAUAGCUCUGCAGGCAGAGCAAGGUCAUGUGUUUCACAGCACCUACAAAGAAUUGGACAGGUUUCUUUUGGAGCAUUUAGCUGGGGAAAGGAGACAAACCAAAGUUAUUGACAUUGGUGGGAGACAAAUCUAUAAUAACAAACAUUCACCCAGGCCUGAAAAAAGAGAAACCAAAUGUCCCAUCCCAGGAUGUGAUGGCACAGGGCAUGUGACUGGGCUGUACCCACAUCACCGCAGUCUCUCAGGCUGUCCGCAUAAAGUCAGAGUGCCACUAGAAAUUCUUGCCAUGCAUGAAAAUGUUUUAAAGUGCCCCACUCCAGGAUGUACUGGAAGAGGACAUGUCAACAGCAAUCGCAACACACACAGAAGUCUUUCUGGCUGUCCAAUUGCUGCAGCUGAAAAAUUGGCAAUGUCCCAGGAAAAAAAUCAGCAUGAUUCUCCUAAAACUGGACAGUGCCACGCUCAGGUUCACAGGACAAACUUAGCAAAGCAGCUCGAGCUAUCUCAGUACAAUUACCGAACUGCACAGCCAGCCACCUCUCCCAGAGCCACCCUGACAAAAGAGCAAGAGAAGUUUGGGAAAGUACCAUUUGACUAUGCCAGCUUUGAUGCACAAGUCUUUGGCAAACGCACAAUGGCACCAGCAGUGCAAGGCCAAAAAACCCCACCGUUCCUUGAAUCAAAGCAUUUUUCACAUCCAGUGAAAUUUUCUAAUCGACUGCCUAGUGCUAGCGCCCACACACAGAGCCCUUGUCAUGCCAACUCUUAUAGCUACGGUCAAUGUAGUGAAGACACCCACAUAGCAGCAGCUGCUGCUAUCCUGAACCUUUCCACCCGCUGCAGGGAAGCAGCAGAGAUCCUCUCCAGCAAACCGCAGAGUCUGGCUGCCAAGGGAGCUGAGAUAGAAGUGGAUGAAAAUGGCACUCUGGAUUUGAGCAUGAAAAAGAACCGAAACCAGGACAAGGUUAUGCCUCUAACUUCUUCCAACGCAGCACUUCCCACUCCUUCCUCUUCUCCCUUCAAAACAAGCAGCAUUCUGGUAAAUGCAGCCUUCUACCAGGCUCUCUGUGAACAGGAGGGCUGGGAUAUGCCAAUCAACUAUAGCAAGACACAUGGCAGGAAAGAGGAAGAGAAAGAGAAAGAUCCAUUGAGCUCCCCAGAAAACCUGGAGGAAAAAAAGUAUCCAGGAGAUGUCUCCAUACCGAGUCCAAAACCCAAGCUCCAUCCAAGAGAUCUCAAGAAGGAACUCAUCACCUGCCCGACUCCAGGAUGUGAUGGCAGUGGUCACGUAACAGGAAACUAUGCAUCACACCGCAGUGUUUCCGGGUGCCCAUUAGCCGACAAGACAUUAAAAUCCCUUAUGGCUGCCAACUCUCAAGAGCUUAAGUGUCCCACACCUGGUUGUGAUGGCUCUGGUCAUGUGACUGGAAAUUAUGCUUCACACAGAAGCUUGUCUGGUUGCCCUCGUGCCAGGAAAGGUGGUGUCAAAGUUACUCCUACCAAGGAAGAAAAAGAAGACCCUGAACUUAAAUGUCCAGUGAUAGGCUGUGAUGGCCAAGGUCACAUAUCAGGUAAAUACACUUCUCAUCGCACUGCUUCUGGUUGUCCUUUGGCUGCCAAGAGACAGAAGGAGAGUCCUCUCAAUGGGUCUUCAUUAUCCUGGAAACUGAACAAACAAGAGCUGCCACACUGUCCUUUGCCAGGCUGCAACGGGCUGGGUCAUGUUAAUAAUGUUUUUGUCACCCACAGAAGCUUGUCAGGGUGUCCUCUGAAUGCACAAGCCAUAAAAAAGGGCAAAAUCUCAGAAGAACUAAUGACUAUCAAGCUUAAAGCAAGUGGGGGUAUCGAGACUGAUGAGGAAAUCAGACACUUGGAUGAGGAAAUAAAAGAACUGAAUGAAUCCAAUCUUAAAAUUGAAGCUGACAUGAUGAAACUUCAAACCCAGAUCACAUCUAUGGAGAGCAAUCUGAAAACAAUAGAAGAAGAGAACAAACUUAUAGAGCAGAACAACGAGAGCCUGCUGAAGGAAUUAGCUGGCUUAAGCCAAGCCCUCAUCACCAGCCUUGCCGACAUUCAGCUUCCACAAAUGGGGCCAAUCAGUGAGCAGAACUUCGAAGCAUAUGUAAAUACACUCACAGACAUGUACAGCAAUCUGGAACGGGACUAUUCCCCGGAAUGCAAAGCUCUGCUGGAAAGUAUCAAACAGGCAGUGAAGGGCAUCCAUGUGUAG
This is a messenger RNA of Emys orbicularis (European pond turtle), 3072 nucleotides long. It is a transcript of the gene ST18, whose product is annotated as ST18 C2H2C-type zinc finger transcription factor. Lineage: Eukaryota; Metazoa; Chordata; Testudines; Emydidae. The record is from RefSeq and is a predicted model, not a curated record. The transcript has 18 exons. Gene Ontology annotation, biological process: regulation of transcription by RNA polymerase II. The coding region runs from base 10 to 3072 and encodes 1020 amino acids. Gene Ontology annotation, cellular component: nucleus. Gene Ontology annotation, molecular function: zinc ion binding; RNA polymerase II cis-regulatory region sequence-specific DNA binding; DNA-binding transcription factor activity, RNA polymerase II-specific.